UAUUAAACGUAACUUUAGCUUAAAGACAAAGUAUAAUACCCAUACGUAUUUUUUACUUAACUUUCCUGUACCGUAGUUUACUAACUAUGCCUAAUAGAGCAAUUGAGUGCUUAUUAUCCAACACCCAGCCCAUCAAAAUCCUGUGGGCCCAACAUCAAUUUUUCCCCUAACAUAGACAUCGUGGACAAAUAAUACGAACUAUUAAUGAAAGAGCAUUUUAUACCACUAAAUGUACUGCCUUAUUAAACCAUUGCGAAGUAGAAGUACAAGAAAAAAAAAACAAAAAACAUAACGUCGAACUUCCUUCAAAAGAGAUCUUUAGACCAUGCUCAAGCUCAUGCACCCUACAAGCCGGCCAGCAUAUAUGCAUUUAAAUUAAAUUAAAUUAAUUAAACUUAAUUAGGUAGCUGUAUUUAUGACUUGCUGUCAAACUACUACCUGCACACAGGCCGUAUGCUACCUGCUUUAUAAAGUCUGCUGUCUCUCCUUAUAUCUGCUACAAAUCAACCACACCACAGGUGUUAGCUUUCAUCAAAAGGAAAAACAAAGUUUGAAGCUUAAAUCAUCUAUUCACCUGCCACCCAGUACUUCCAAGAAAGUUCCAUGGCAGAGUUCAAUACACAACAUUGGCAGAACAAAGCUUCUCAUGAUCAUCCAUCGUCUUUCAUGGGAACGGGGAGCAGCAUUAAUAGCAUUCAAAUAGCUUAUCCAGGCAUAGUGACAUUGGAUAAUAAAUCUGGUAGUGUUUCUUCUGAUGAUCACCACAAUCAUCACUUCCCAUUAUCAUUUCCAGACUAUUCUUUCUUUGCACUCCACCACCAUUACUGUCCACAAGCUUUGGCUUCAACCCCAACUUUUGAGACACCUUCUGCUGCUGCUGGUGGUGCUGGUAUCACUCCAUCUUCUUCCAUUAACGUGGACGAAAAGGCGAGUUCGUCUGUCCGGAGAAGCAGGAAGAAGGCGUCGGAUAAUGAUGAAGUUGUUCAUGUUAGAGCGAGGAAAGGCCAAGCUACUGAUAGCCACAGUGCUGCUGAGAGGGUUAGAAGAGAGAAAAUAAACAAGAAGUUGAGAUGUUUGCAAGAGCUUGUUCCUGGAUGUCACAAGUCAAUGGGUAUGGCAGUAAUGCUAGAAGAGAUCAUCAACUAUGUAUGUUCUCUGCAGAAUCAAGUUGAGUUCCUCUCAAUGGAACUAGCAGCUGCUGCUGCAGCAAAUAGUGUCAACUUGGAAACACAGCCAUCCAGAUCAAUACCAAGGGCUUCUCUUCAGGGGGGAAAUUUAGCUGGGAGAGAAAACUAUGGAGAUGCUAAUGCUAGUACAGCAUGGUCAAUCUGAACUGUGACAGCAUAUUAUGCCAAAAACAAAUGUAGCCAGGAAGCAAAUUCUACAGCCAGUGAGGGUACAAGAAAACAAGCCCACAUGAACAUUUUGCCUUCUUGUCCAGUUCAUGCAUUUGCCCACCAGAAAAAAGGAAAUUUCCCACAGGUGUCCCUAUUUAUGUAACAUUAACACUAGAAUCAAAAGAGUCCACCCUACAACCAGCAGAAAAAAAGAGAUCAACCAUUUGUUAUGGAUUUUUUGUGGGGUUCUGUUGUAUUUGUCCAUUUCAUUCUGAAUUCAGUGGUACCUGGUUAUCCUUCUGUCUUUUGAGUCUUACAUUUGUUGUUUUGUCGUUGUUUGUGCUUGACUAUGGUGUGGCAUUUUUGGGCUCCCUGGAUGCGCCCUGUCGGAUAGAACAGCUGGUUUCACUGACUCAGUAGAUAGCUCAUUAAUGGAUGAGUAAUCGUUCAUGUAUCCAUAGCAGUAUACAGGAGAGAAAUUCUGGAGCACAAUCUCAUCAAUGGUCUCAGUAAUCAGUAUGUAGGAUAACAAGAAGACUGAAUCUAGAGCUCCAUUGUGGCGCAGAAGUGUUGGAAUCGACAUAAGUGGCCAAAUCCCCAAGUGGGAUAUAACAAAACCUUCAAUCGCUCACCAACAGACAUGUGAACACCAAAAGUGAACAAAAACAUUGUCAAGGAUUCCCCUCCUCCCGGCACAAAAAGUUGGAGGUUGCAGAUCACUUUGUAACUAAAUCCCACUUCUGGAAUCAAAUUAAUGGUUGAAAAUUGAAUGAUUUUUUCAAACAAGUCCAACGAGUACGAGGGUGUUUGAUUGAUGAUUUUUUAGAAUGAAACUAAAUUAAAUUA
Linum trigynum is the source of this 2183-nucleotide messenger RNA. The record is from the annotation of a GenBank genome assembly. NCBI's taxonomy places the organism in Eukaryota, Viridiplantae, Streptophyta, Magnoliopsida, Malpighiales, Linaceae.